Molecule: messenger RNA, 1303 nt
Organism: Ceratina calcarata
Lineage: Eukaryota; Metazoa; Arthropoda; Insecta; Hymenoptera; Apidae
Product: odorant receptor Or2-like
Exons: 5
Coding region: 23-1231 (402 amino acids)
Biological process (GO): sensory perception of smell; detection of chemical stimulus involved in sensory perception of smell
Cellular component (GO): plasma membrane
Molecular function (GO): odorant binding; olfactory receptor activity
Source: RefSeq, a predicted model, not a curated record
UAGUCGUACGCGAGCAUUCAAUAUGGAUAAAAUAAUCCCAACAGAGACUGCACAGAAGGACAUAAAAUACGCCACGCAGCUGGUGAAACUGAUUUUAGGUAUAGUGGGCGCCUGGCCAGUUCUGGCUACCGCUUCGUUCUCCAAGAAGCUCGCACAAAAGAUCAAAAACUUUAUCUCGUACUUCCUAAUUCUGCUGCUGCUCAUACCGGGUCUCGCGCAAAUAUUCCUGGAGGAGAAAGAAACCAAAGUUAGACUGAAACUGAUGGCGGCGAUGAUCAACGCGGGAAUGCAGUUCUCUAAAUACACUCUACUUCUGUAUCACGAGAAGAAAAUCAUACACGGUUUAAAUUUGAUCAAGAAAGAUUGGAUGAGCGCCACGCCCGAAAAUCGGCUGAUUUUUUUAGAGAAAACAAAAAUCGGAAGGAGGAUAGUGCUGAUAGCGGCGAGCACGAUUUGCACUAGUGGCUUAGGAUAUCGCAUCUUGCUUCCCCUAAUGAAGGGAACGAUCGUCACUCCAGAUAACAUUACGAUCAGGCCAUUACCUUCCGCGAGUUACUUCAUGUUUAUAGACGUACAACAGACUCCGAGAUACGAGAUACUAUUUGUACUGCAAAUCAUGGCUGGAUUCGUAACUUACAUGGUGAUCGCCGGCAGCUGCGGGAUUUGCGCGCUUAUGGUGCUCCACGCGUGCAGCAUGCAGAGAAUCUUAAUGAACAAAAUGCGGGAUCUGGUGGAAGGAGCGGAAACAUCCGAAACGGCGGUAGUGCAUCGGAAGAUCGCGGAUAUCGUCGACUAUCAGACAAAAAUAAAUGAAUUUGUAAGGAACAUUCAAGGGAUUACAGAAUACAUUUGCCUGAGUGAAAUUUUAGGAGGCACGUGUUUAGUAUGCCUCCUCGAAUAUUACAUUCUCUUGGAAUGGGAGAAUAAGAAUACCACUGGUGUGGUCGUCUAUAUUAUGUUAAUAAUAUCUUUCACAUUCAGCAUUUUCGUACUUUGUAACAUCGGUCAGUUGCUCGUCGAUGAAACUAACUACGCGGGGAAGACAUCGAGCACGUUAGAGUGGUAUCGGAUGCAAGCGAAACAGGCGCAUUCUUUGAUACUUAUUAUUGCAAUGUCGAAUUAUCCGAUGAAGCUAACGGCUGGCAAAGUGAUGGAAAUGUCAUUGACUACUUUCACAGAUGUCAUAAAAUUAUCAUUGGGAUACAUGAACAUGCUGCGUCAAGUAGUUUAAUCAUUGUACCAGUACUUACGUUUACGAGAAAGAUGCCAUCAAUAGAAAUCAUAGAGAAAGUCCAGAAUUGUA